AUGCGGGGGAUUGUGCACCACAUAGUGAUCGAUCCGCGUCAUCGAGAGCUGGAGCAGCCGUCCUCUCUGAUUGCUAUUGUAGUCCUCGCAAUUGUGUCUAUUCUAGCUGUCGGGUUCUUCCUCCUGUAUGUAUCCUGGGUCUCCCUCCAUGCGUUCUUGGAGAGACGAGGCAUCAUACGGGGCGGCACAUGGGAGCGCUCGUUCUUCCGCACGCAAUUAGGAGCGUACACCGUCUCUCUACUCAUGAGCAACUUCAUCAUGAGCAUCGGCUUCAUUAUAAACGUGCGCUGGGUCGAACUGAAGCGUGUUGACAAAGGCUCCCUUUGUACUGCCCAAGGCGCUCUGACGGAAUUGGCCAACACCGCGACCGCGUAUUUCACGGCGGCUAUCGCAGUUCAUGUUUUCAACAGCCUCGUCUGUCACCAUAAGCUGCCAGCGUGGUUUUGUGGCUUUGCGGUCGUAUCUGGAUGGGUAAUUUCAUUGAUCAUCUCCGUCAUUCCUUUGAUGAUCAAGAACGCCCCUAUGGGCCCUAUUUAUGCUUUCGGCGGCAUCUCUUGUGGGAUUUCUAAAUAUUACCCGGCUGUACGGGUCCUUUUUCGACUCAUCCCAGUAUUCUUCGCUAUAGUCAUCUCCAUUGUCUUCUAUUUCAUGAUCUACCUAAUCCUGCGCGGCACCCUCGAUAUUCAGCAGGGUCUGCAUAUCAACCUAAGGGAGGAUAUGCGCAUGAGUAUUAUGAGCAACUGCGAGAGGGCUCCUGGAUAUCGCAAAUUCAUCGUUGCAGUGGUGAAAAGCAUGAUAUGGUACCCUGGUGUAUACGGGUUCCUCUCGUUGCCAUCAAUGGUGGUCGAUUUGAUGCAGGUUGCCGACGAUCCUGUCCCGUUCGGACUGCAUGUUUUCGGGGACGCUUUUCUAGCACUACUUGGCUCUGCGAACUCACUCAUUCUGCUGAACACCUUGCGGCUUCUCAGCCCUUACCUCCUAACAUCCUGCAAUCAGGACAAUGGCAGCAUCAUGAGUGACGACUCAAAUAGCUUCUACGCUGGACAAGCAUCGCCGCUGGAUGGAAUGCGCACUUUUGCUACCCCUGACCUCUCUGAGAAGGAUCGUAUUGGCUCGAAACGUGGCUCCGACGUGGAAUCACUGACUGAAAUGGACAUGCCCGUACUCGUCAUAAGUCCUGUUCCUCCCGUCUACUUCGCAGCUCCCCGCGACAAACAUUUUGGAAGUACAGUCAGUUUACCCAACAUGUCCCCAACUGGUCUCCUCGAUGGAGUGCCUUCCAGCGACAAGACAGACGCAGCGACUAUUCACUUGCCUUCGUAUCGACCCAUUACGCCCGUGUCGGUCCUCAACGCACUGGUCUCCCCUCCUACAACACCUAAUGAACCAGAAUCAAGACGAAGCGGACCUACGUCAAAUCGCGAGCGUCCAUUGCCAAGCUUGCCUGCUCCUCCCCGUCGGACGCGCUCGCCAGUUGCGCGUCAACCAUCAGUGGUGGACGAUGGUAUACCAGCAAGCAACUCCAUCCACAUAUCCCCUGCAUCGGCCAACCCUCCAAUUGCUUCGUCCAUGCCACAGGACGCGACGGCAGACUCAAUAUUGCCAGCACGCCGCGACACACUCGGCGCGGAAAUCCCCCCGCGACCCUUCCCACGACCCAGUAUGGAGGCAGUGAACGCCACACGUCGUCAGGGCGUACUCCUUUCUCCGCCCACGAUGUCCAGCCUGCUCAGCCCGCCGAGCAGCCGGGCGACGUCGGUGGCAAGCUCGUUCGGGCCUCCUGGUCUGCCUUCCAACCCGCGAGCGUACAAGGCGCUGUACGAGCAACAGCCUUCCCAAGGACAUCCUGCGUCUUUCUUGUGGUCCGAUAGUUACGCGGGCGCACAGCGCGGCGAUGCUGUUGCAGCUACCGGCAGAGUGCAAGGCAGCAACCGCCCCAUGUCGUCGGGAGCCGGUGCUGUCAAUGCAAGCAGGGAGGCGAUCCUCGGCCUAGACCCCAAUCUGCCAAGGUCAGGUGUUGAUCCUGGAGCCUUGCGUGCGAACAUAUCACUGCCAGAUAUUCGUCUUGCGGCAAGGCUUGGGGCAAAGCCCGUAGGCUAUAUCUAA
Messenger RNA from Postia placenta MAD-698-R-SB12, 2106 nucleotides. RefSeq lists its product as hypothetical. Bases 1 to 2106 code for a protein of 701 amino acids. Gene Ontology annotation, molecular function: G protein-coupled receptor activity. Lineage: Eukaryota; Fungi; Basidiomycota; Agaricomycetes; Polyporales; Adustoporiaceae. Gene Ontology annotation, biological process: adenylate cyclase-activating G protein-coupled receptor signaling pathway. The transcript is spliced from 9 exons. Gene Ontology annotation, cellular component: plasma membrane. The record is from RefSeq and is a predicted model, not a curated record.